AGAGAAGCCGGCUUCCAUUGCAUGAAGGACUUCCGGUUUUUGGAGCUCAAGUCGGCGGCGGUGUGAAGGCACGGCAAUGGGCGUGUCAGAGUUUAACACAACCAAAGAUUCUCUUUAAAAACCAAAGCGCUCUGCAUAUAACUUGUAAAGGAAUCACUGUGAACAGCGUGACGCGUCAGCGCCAGCUCUGCACCAGCCGGGUCCAGUGGAGCCGCAGAUGAAGAGCUGAGGAACUGGGGAUUUAACUGGCAGCUGGUACACCACUAAGAGAGGAGAGAGAGGCGGCUGGGCAGUGGGGUCGACUAUCCUAGCUGGUGCUGGAUGAAUGCUGCCCGGCGAGGACAAGGGCUGAGGCGGGAGCAGCAGCAUCAACUUGAAAAGGAGCAUGGCAUCCACAGGCAUGCAGAUAUUUGGAUUUGUUCUAGCGCUGUUGGGCAUCAUGGGUGCUAUGGUGGCCACUCUGCUGCCCAACUGGAAGGUCAGCGCAGAUGUGGGCUCCAACAUCAUCACAGCGAUUUCCCAGAUGCAGGGUCUAUGGAUGGACUGCACAUGGUACAGCACAGGUAUGUUCAGUUGCACACUUAAGUAUUCUGUGCUUUCACUACCUGCGUACUUACAGACUGCCCGCACCACUAUGGUGCUCUGCUGCGUAAUGGCUGCCAUGGGCCUCUGCCUUGCAUCCCUUGGGCUAAAAUGCACACGAUGGGGAGGUGGACGGCGCUCCAAGCGGCAUGCUGCAAUUGCCAGUGGUGGCUGCUUUGUCGCUGCAGGCUUUCUGUGUCUGGUGCCUGCUUCCUGGUUUACCAACGAGGUCAUCACCAACUUUCUGGACUCCAGUGUGCCCGAGAGCAAUAAGUUUGAGCCCGGGGGUGCUGUGUACGUGGCCUUUGUUUCAGCAGGAUUCCUGUUUGUGGGGGGGUCCAUCUUCUGUAUGUCCUGCUCGGGGAAAAGGCAUGGCCCCCAGGACCUGGUCCUGCUCCCUCCCCCUGACAAAUUGCUGCUCCAGCAGCAACAGCAACAGCUGCUCCAGCAGCAGCAGGAGCUCCAGCACCAGUACUGCUCUCUCUCCCCAUUAGACAAUAAGACUGGCUACAGCCUGCAGGACUAUGUGUAAUAAAGCAGCGAUGUGUACGCUACGGCUAAAGGGAGACAAGCCUGAGGGGAAACUAUCACGGCUAAUGCUACUCACUUGGCUCCCCUCCAGAUGGAGAAAAAAUGAGAGGAGAGCAACAACUUUGAAUUCAUUUUCCCGCCUCCUCCUUCUUGCUCUUCUCCCUUUGUCUGUUUUGCAAGCACAAGCAGUGGAGGUAUUCCCUAAGCAGCACCUGGAACAUACAGUGUGAAUGUGUAAGGACCCGGGAUAAGGUGCUGCAGCAUCGAAGGAAGCCACUAACCAAAUGCAGACAUCCUUCAUCAGUAAAAUCACAGAAUGAGUUCCCUGGGGAUUGGAUUAAGAUAAUAAGGAAGCCUUCAGUGUAGAUUUUUUUCCCCUUGCCAAAGGUGUGAAUUGAAAGAAAAAAAGCAAUCAUUUAGCUGCUAUUUACAAUCGUCUGGUAACCUUUCAAUUGAAAAAUAGGCAAUAUAAUGCCUUAGAAAUCUUUUCAUAGUAAGCCAUUGUAGUUUUUCGUAUACUUAUCCACUGGAAUGCUAUGAGAAAUUGAUUGAAAUAAAUAUUUUUGUUAGCUACUAGAAUGUUGUUGAUAUUUUGCCUCUCAAGCAUGCUGUGUGGAGCCUGCCUGUGUAUUAAUACAGCGGCAUGCCUGAUAGAAGACUGAGACAUAGCCACAAAAUGCCUGUGCCUGAAAAGCUGUAGAAACAUUACCCUGCUGUAACUGUUUAAAGAGGACUGUCAGGAGGAGUAGAUGUGGACUGCUGGGCUGGAUUUAAGACAGAAAAUGCAGACAAACAGUUGUCUGCUUCCCUCUCUGCAGGUGGAAAUGUGGGAGAGAUGGAGAGAAAUUGACAGAAAGAGAUUUAAUAUCUAAGCAGAAUGGAUUAUUUGCUGUGCUGUUUUUUAUAUUUCCAUCAAGACAAAAACAUACUGCAUGUAAGAAGCAGCUACCCAUUUUUAUCCAUCUACCGAUUCCUUCACACCCUCAGACAUGCACACACGCAUACUUACUCGUGCUCUCGUGUCUGUUUGUGUACACAGUAAACACUCAGACACGCCGGCUUUUUGCAUGUGCUUUUCACUCCAUCCAUCCUCCUCCACACUGCCAUGGAAACAGAAUUCAGCAUUCAAAUAUCUGUAUUGUCUGGGGGUAUAUGUGGAUGUCAGUCAGUGAUUUAAAGUUGUUGAGGGGGACAUUUCUUUCUCUAGGCAUGGCGCUAGAAGCUUUAUUCAGGGCCUCUGCUAAUACUACUUUCUCUAAUCCCCUUUAUUAGCAAGUGACAUGAGGCAGCAUCCCUGUUACAUGGUUUGGGAGAAUGCUCUUCUUUGCUGCCCACUGCUAUGGUGUGUAUAUACAAUGCAAGAAGUCUCACAGAAAUAAAUGGAUGUUUAAUGGUGCAGUAGCAGGGAGGCAAAGACGAGGCAGAUAAGGAAAAGCUUCUUGAGUCAUGGUUGAAUGGGUAGCUGUGUGGCAGGCAGCUAAAAAAGGUUUGAGUCAUUCUCCAUAUGUGACUUGUUUUCCAAGUGCGUCAGCAGUGCGCAUAUGCCACCAGUCUGCACCUGCAGAAUGUCUGUGUCUUAAAUUGCAGCCACUUGACUAUGCCACCAUUCCUCUUUUUCCUAACUUCUUUUUUUUCCCUUCACUCCCGCUGUCCGUUUAUUGUCACGUCACAUGGAUGUGAUCGCUGACAAGAGAGAGCUUAUGCAUGUUGAAAGCAUGGGCCCCCCAACCAACACACAAGCACACAUCAAAAAAACUCCCACCUACUCGUGUCAA
Messenger RNA from Etheostoma cragini (Arkansas darter), 2888 nucleotides. Its product is annotated as claudin-20. Gene Ontology annotation, cellular component: bicellular tight junction; plasma membrane. The transcript has 3 exons. The record is from RefSeq and is a predicted model, not a curated record. Gene Ontology annotation, molecular function: structural molecule activity. NCBI's taxonomy places the organism in Eukaryota, Metazoa, Chordata, Actinopteri, Perciformes, Percidae. Bases 386 to 1114 code for a protein of 242 amino acids. Gene Ontology annotation, biological process: bicellular tight junction assembly; cell adhesion.